This is a messenger RNA of Cladocopium goreaui, 1062 nucleotides long. The record is from the annotation of a GenBank genome assembly. Lineage: Eukaryota; Dinophyceae; Suessiales; Symbiodiniaceae.
AUGGUCCGAGCGCCCGAAUUCGAUGUCGCGGAAGCAGAGGAGCAGUGUGGCGAGCUCCUUUGGAGCCUUUGUUCGCGACUCGAUGGCAGUGCUCAGCAGGCGGAAUGGCCCUUUUUGCGGGACAUCCUGCUGUGGCUCUACGAGAAAUUCCCCCGAAAAAGAGCAGAGCUUCGGGGGGUCAUCGGCAGGCCCUUGAAGAGUGCGGCGCGCUUCGUGCACAAGUCUGCACCAUUGGCUCCACUCAUGCAGGUGUUAGGACCCAUCAUCAGAGGCUUUCAACUUCCCCUGGGUGAGGCUCAAAGAAGGCUGCUGCUGGAAACCUUGCUGCCUCUGCACAAGUCCAAUGAAUGGCUUUGUUGGGACCGGCAAACUCCAAUAGUCUCGAUGUACCACAAGGAGCUGGUGCACUGCAUGCUGUUGAUUUUGGAGAAGGAGCCACGCCUGAGCUGCAAAUGCCUAGAGGCUGUUUGUAACUACUUGCCGCAGUCCCACGAGUCCAACACGCCAAAAGAAGUGCUCUUGAUUGCCGAGCUGGCGGAAAUCACGAAGGUGAUGCAACCCGAGGACCUACAGGGAACCAUGCCCUUACUGGUUCGGCAUAUGGUGAGGUUGUUUACCUCGCAAAAUGCUCAGACCCUUCAAUCUGUUCUCCAGUUCUGGAAGGACGAGCGUGUUUCGCAGUUGUUGAGCCACUUCGCGGAUCAGCUGAUUCCGAACCUUAUGCCCAUGUUGCUGCGUGAUGGGGAGCUCUUUUGGAACCCCACUGUGAACAAGAUGACGUCUCUAGUCCUGGAGAAAUUGGAGGAGGCAGACCCAGAGGUCCUGACCCCCUGCGAUAUCCUGCGAUGGGCUGGCAUCUGGACCCAGAAGAAUGCAUGUCAAGACAAGGUGAAGGUCUACAGUGGGCACCACAGUUGCUGUGAUAUGGGCGGCCAGGGUUUGCUGAAGCCGACCUCCCAAUGUUUUGGACAGUUCCUGACACUUGGAAGACAGCACACCAUUUGCAGUGCAAUUGACUUGCCAGAUGACAUCUUGAAAUUCUUGAAGCACUUCGACUCAUAA